AUCAUUACCCAAAAUCCCUUGCCGUACUUAACUUUUUCUUCGCCGCCAUAGAAGCGAAAAUUUACGAUUUAGGGCUUUAUUUUGUCAAGCAAUUUUUUUAGAUGCAUACAGUAACAGUGUGUGAGUUAAUUAAGCAUAAUCAUGAAUGACUGAUUGUUUACUUACCCGCCUGAUUAAACGGAAGUGAUGAUGAUGGGACCGGGUAAUCAAAAUUAAUGUUUACUUGGUUUCUAAAUUUUUUUUGUCUUGUAUUUCGAUAAUUUACAGACUUGAAGAUAUGGGAACUCGAGGGAUACCUCUGGAUAAGAUCAAUUUACGUUUGAUUUUGGUGAGUGGAAAAACAAAGGAGUACCUGUUCUCGCCUAAUGACUCAGCAGGAGAUAUAACAGAAUCUGUGUAUAGAAACUGGCCAUCAGAAUGGGCUGAUGAGAGUCUACCUGCCAGUAAUAUUUUACGACUUAUAUAUCAAGGAAGGUUUCUACAUGGAAAUGUAACAUUAGGAGCUUUGCAACUACCACAAGGGAAGACAACUGUCAUGCAUUUAGUGCCCCGGGAAAACUUACCUGAGCCAAACAAUCAAGGACAGUUAAAGAAAGACAAAAGUGGUGAGAGCAACUGUAGUAAUUGCUGUGUCAUAGUGUGACGCCUCAUCUUCAUUAUCUUCUCUUCUUUUAUCCAACAUGGGGAGUGUUGGGCAUGGAUGGUGUUCUGACAAUACUGACCACUCUGCCACAAGGACUCGACUACAUAUUGACUUUUAACUAUAGCUAGUCUGUGAUAACAAUAUAUAGAGGGAACUUGUUUGGAGGACUUUCAGGGAGCAUCUACAGACACAUCUCUGCAUUGAUUUACAAGUCACAAAAGGAACAAGAAGUAAAAAAAAAAAUACAAUGUUAAAAGUUAGAAUAUCCUAGAAAAUAUUUGUUGAUGAAUCUUUCCAGUACCAUUAAUUCUGAAUUCUAAGAUGGUUCAGAUCAUGAAUAAUAUUCCCAUUUCUGGACUAAUGUGCAAGUGUAACCAAAUAAGGAAUGUCAAAAGAAAUCAAAACACUCUGAAUUUAAAAAUCAAUAUGAUUAUUUUUAAAGAAAUUAUGUACAUUGGAUUAAAUUAGCCAGUACAAACCAAAGUCUCUGUGCAGUUAUUGUAAACUAAUUUGUGAAAUAGAUAUAAUGAUGUUAUUUUCUGAAGCUAGAUGCAACAUCAUAAUCAUGAAAAAAGCCAGUAAUGGAUAACUGGCUACAUUAGACAUGGCAGUGAUUUAUAAGUCAAUACAAUGCUAGCUUCCUUGAUGCUAGAUGAGUAUGGGCCCAGUUUUUGUCAGUUGUUCAGUGUUAUUGGCAGAAGAAUUCUUCAAUGAUUAAGUCCUUUUAGAUCACACAUAACAAAGAAAGGACACAUUUCACUGCCAGAGGCUUAUCAGCUCUUUCAUUGACUCUGUUCUACAACUGACAGCCAGUGCCCUUACUGCACUUCAUUCUUUAAGUAUACAUCUUAACUAUAUUGAUUGUAAUGUUUUCUAGAGAAUUAUAUUGUUUUUAAAAAGUUGCAUUUUCCAUCACAUGUGUUAAAAUGUUUUUUAUGUAAUAAUGAAUUAAGUUGUUUUAUUUGUUGCUCUUGAUUCAGGUGAAAUUGCUGCCUAGGUGAUUGUGGAACUUAAAAAGUUUUCAGGAUUUUAAUGUUCUUAAAUGAACACAAUUAAUUUGAAAGAUAAUGAUUUUCUGUAGCACCAGUCCCUCUCAAUGUUACUGUUACAGAAGUGAAUGUCGCUACAAUAGCAUCAGACAAACUGGAGAAGCUUUAAAUUUUAUCUGAAAGAAAUUCUUCUGCAAGCCAGUGAAAUCUGGAUAAAAACAGAAAAACUGUUAUUAGGAAAAAUUGUAUAUUAAAUAUAAAUCACAUGUUUUCAAUAAAAUUUUGAAAAAUUGUGUAUUUGAUAUGCAGAAGUGCAUUUUAAACUGUCAUGAAUGGUGAUACUACAUUUGUAUUAGGGAUUAUUUUUUUUCAUUUUUAAUGGAAGGAAAAUGGAAGCAUGAAAAAUUUAAAAAUGUGUAGGAAAUAUAUUUAAUGAAAUUGUCAAAACCAGAUAUCUUAUCUGAUGCUUUAGAGAAAGAUUGGAUGACUUGAUUCAUUACAGGACAUAAUUAAUGCUCAUGUAACGAUUUUCUUCUUUGCUUAAUUAUUCAACAGGAAAUAGGGGUCUGCUUUCUAUAAUUUCUUACCAUAAUUCAGUCUCUAUACAUAAUUAGUAGUUUAUGAUCUAUUGAAUUAAUAUAAAAUACUAGGAAACAAUACACAAUUUUUUAUUUCUACCCAUGUUUUGCAAAUUUUCAAUAUAUAUAUAUACAUAUACAUUUGUAUUAUUCUCUGUUAUUUUGUGGUACAGAUUUUUGGAAUGUGAUGUCCUUUUUUCAUGUACUUUCCUAUUUAAGCCAUUACAAUUGCAUUGCACUUGUAAAGCAAACCCCUUGAAGAUUCAUGUUGCACCAAAAGGCUGUAUGAAGCUUCUAUGAAACUAAAAUUCUUUCUGCAACAUAAUAAACGUGCUAAUAACCAAUACAGUAACUAUGUGGAUGACUUAAAUAGUAAAAUAACAGUUGUGAAAAUUAAAAUGAUUUCCAAUAUACAUUUAUUUAUUCUUAGUUCUAGAUAAGGAAAAGUGUUUUAAGGCAGAUAAGUUAUUUGAAAUCAUGCAUGAUCAAAGAUACCAGUCAGACACAAAUAUAUGGUAUAUUGGUUAAAUUGAUUGACAUUUGCAAUAUUUUUGCUCAGAUUAGUUUUGGUUUGUGUUGUCUAUGUGUAUUGACAGGAAAGAUAGUGUAUAAUAAAUUAGUAAUACUAUAAAGGAACCCACAACAGGAACAAACACACACAAGAGCUUUUUUUGCAUGCUAAAAUCUGAAAAGUCUGAAGUAGUCAUUGAUGUUAAUUAUUCAGUAUUGUAUGGGAGUGGUGAACAUGUUUGAAAGGUGAUGCUCUGCAAAAUGACUUAACAAAAUUUCAUGGUUGGCCUUACUUUCAGAAAGCCUUGGCAGCUUUACUCUAUGCAGUUUAAAGAAACAAACAUUGAUUUUCUUUCUUUCUUUUUUUUUUUUUUUUUUGGAUAUAUCCAGCUAAAUUUCUGACGACCACUUUUUUUAAAAUGCAGUAUUUUGGGGUGUGCUAAAGAACUAAUUUUUUUUUUCCUGAAUCAUUACCUGCAAUGCAUGAUAUAAAGCAAAGGAUAUCCAAAAUGCAUAUAUUACAUGUAUAUGUAAAUAUAUAUAACAGGGAAGAAAAAUAAAGACUGUCUCAACAAAAUUAUAGUAAAAAUAAAAUAAGUACACAAAAUGUUUUAAGGUAUUGAAAAUUGCAGGCAUUUGAACCAACAGAACUUUUUUCUAUAGAAAUUUGCAUUACAGUUGACAUUUCUAUAUUUUAGGCUGAAUUUUUAUCAUAAUCAUGUGAUUCAGGUUUAUUGGUGUAUGUCUCUUUGUUUUUUAUUUAACACAUUAACAAUACAGUGCGACGAAUAGGAAAGUUUUUUCUUAAGUACAAAUGUAUUCUUGUAACAUUUUCUGUACACACUCUGAUAAGCCUUUUCUUUCUGACUCUUGUUCCUAUAUGAUAAAUAUUUUUUGUAAGGAAAUUUAUAAACUGUGUCACUAAAGUGAUAAUUUCUACCAACUUUCAUUUAGGAAUUGGUGAUGUUGAGCAUUUUGUUAUAAAUAUUUAUGAGUAUUGAAACAUGGUUUGUGACUGAACAAACAAUCCUUAAGAAAACAUAUUAAUUGUGAAUGUCAAACAGUCACAAUUACAAGAGUGAAAGUUUUGUUUGCAGAAAAAUCAUUAUCACAACUCCGAGGUUUUUGUGUCCAAUAUCCACAAAUAGUUUGUAGAAAUAAAAGUGACACAGAAACCUGUGGCUUGUGCAGAAUGAUUUCCUAAAUUCAUUGUCUUUGAUAUUCAACUUGUAAAUUAGACAUUGUAAUUAUCAGAGGAAGUCAUCAUUAAACAAGCCAACCUAUAGAUGACGAAGUUGGUGCUCAACUUAAAUGUAGUGACUUGUUAUAUAUCUGUAAAUUUUGAAUUGUAUGUAUAUCUUGUUGAUAUGUUUUUCUUGUGUAGUUUAAUCCAAUUCCCCCAACAAGGACAAUGCUGUGAAGUGCAAUACAUGUAAAGCGAAUUUUUACUGUAAAAAAAAGCUGCCAUGUAUAAGAAUGCAGAUUAUUGUAUGUAGAUGGAGAACUGCAUCUCUUUUUUAUUGUUAAAGAGACCGAUUUUGUGAUACAUAGUUAUGUUAUUUACAUUGAUAUAUUGCUGUCAUGUCGAUGGCUGUCCAGGAUAGCCUCUUUCUUGUCUGCUUUUAAAUGGCAGGUCAUUCAAUGAUACAUGUUGUGGAUCUGUCACAUCAUAAAAUUAAUUAAAAUUUUUAAUGAUGAAA
This is a messenger RNA of Saccostrea echinata, 4420 nucleotides long. Its product is annotated as ubiquitin-like protein 3. The record is from RefSeq and is a predicted model, not a curated record. The transcript has 5 exons. NCBI's taxonomy places the organism in Eukaryota, Metazoa, Mollusca, Bivalvia, Ostreida, Ostreidae. Bases 278 to 643 code for a protein of 121 amino acids. Gene Ontology annotation, molecular function: protein binding.